Messenger RNA from Morone saxatilis (striped sea-bass), 1372 nucleotides. It is a transcript of the gene cenpl, whose product is annotated as centromere protein L. The transcript has 5 exons. The record is from RefSeq and is a predicted model, not a curated record. Lineage: Eukaryota; Metazoa; Chordata; Actinopteri; Moronidae. Bases 29 to 1132 code for a protein of 367 amino acids.
UUGUUCUACUUCGGUCGGUACGCCAGACAUGGAGCGACAUCACACCAGUGUCACAAGGACUCCCCUCAACAGUGUUGUAGUUCAGAGGAGGAGUAAAAACAAGAGCUACCGGCAGUCGUACCGCAGCUGCUUAGGUGCUGCUUCACGGCUCGCCUUGACUCCAGCGCUGACAGCACGGAGGCUCAACACCAGCAGGAGAGCUCCAAAGUCACACAACAUCACCGAGAAGGUGAAUCCGGAGCAGCUGGCUUUGCUCUUGAAGACGGAGUGGCAUCUGUCCUACGUUACCCCCCUCUAUCAGUUCAGACACACCCAGCUGAAGAGCUACUCCAGGCAGCUGUCUGCGUUCAUUGCGGCAGAGAAGCAGCAAGGGAUGGCAGUGGAGGUGGAGGGGCCACACAGCAGCUUCAAGGUCUCCUUCUCUGUGGUGCAGGGGAUGGUUGAGGCGGAUGAUGAUGCAGAGACUGUCCUCAUACAGAUCCAUUCCAAGCCGUUGUUUGCCAGGCAGGAUGAGCCUCCGAGGUCAGUGUGGAGCGGCUGGCUCACCUGCAUCAACGGCAACCCCGAGUACCUGCGCUCACUUCCACAGGACUUCACCUGCCUGCCGCUCUUCUGCAGCACUGGGCCCGAGGGUAUCACCACCGUGGUCAAAUCCUGGUUCCAGCGGACCUUCGACUGCUGCUUCGGCCCCCUGGAAAUCAGCCAUACGAGCCUACAGUGGCUGGUGGCCUUAUGGACUAACUGCCACACCGAGUCCAGCAUCCAGCACCUCAAAAUGAUUUGGACCCUUCCCGUUGCGCCGCCGCUGCAGGUGACCUACACGGUUAACCCGCAGGACGCCUGGGAGCUGUGGAGCAGUGUGAGAAAGGACCAACAGGGGGAGAAUAAAGGAAGGGAGGAGGAAGCGGAUGAUAGUAUCGAUAUUGAGGAAGUGAAGAGGUUCAUCCAAGGGCUGAGGAGUCACUUCUACAGACACUUCAGGCUGGAUCUGUCAGCGGGGAGCCUGAACCAGGUGUCCACAGCACUGGGCUCAGCCAAGUACAGCGGCAGAAUCAAGAUCUCCAACAGCAGAUACAUGAUCACAACCCUGACGCUACUGACAGAAUGUGCCCUCCUCAAAAUGCCAAUCUGAGUGACGGACUAAAGACUUUUUAAAGAAAUGCAAUAUCCCAAUAGCAGCCUUCAUUUGAAAAAAGACCAGACACGCAGCUUUGUGUGGCAGAUUGCUUUUUUUAAACUUUUUUUUUAAUAGACCAGGUCAAACAUCUCUCCAUCAUUUCCCUCUAAUGUAAAUACUAUACUGUAUAUAUUCUUGUCCAGCCGUUUAUAUAUUUUUUUGUCAUUUAUAGUUGUAAAUAAAAGUAAAAAAGGA